AUGAUUCCUGUUGACAUGUUAAAUGCCGUCGCAUUGAGCCAAGAUGGCAAUGCAGAAUCUUCGGCAUUUAUGUACAACAUGGUCACUUGCGAUCAAAUUAAUCUGCAAUUGUCUUACCAAAUUUUUGUAGAGAUGUCGCGAGUUUCCAUGGAUUCUUGUUUGUUGCCCUCAAUUCCAUGCAAUAUAUUUAACACUCUAUACCAGUUGAACAAUCGCAAAGAUAUUAAUAAUCCUAAUUGGCGCAACAGCGUCACCAGUUGUGCAGAAUAUGAACAAUAUAUCAAUGCUAUCAGAUUUUAUGGAUACACAUUACUCGUCAAAGUAGUCCAAAAUAAGUACAGCCAAUUAGACUGUGAGUGUGUUAAGAAGGAUUUGGAAGGGUUUUUAGUGGCAAACAAUACAGUUGUUAGUGAAUAUUCUAUACUUGUUUGUCAAAAGUUGGCACAGUAUAUUACGGCAAUCGCUCUCCAAAAUUGGCCAAAUGACUGGACAAACUUCAUCCAAUUCUUCAUAUCAUCAAUCCAUAACCAAUACCAAACACUGAUAUUCCUAUAUUUUAUCACUGAGAUUUCACAGGAACUUAAUGAAGAUGCUAAUAAUACGAUCCCCUACAACAAGAAAAUCAAAAUUGCUACAGUACUUAAGUUGAACAUAAUGCAAGUUUUGCAAUACCUUCAACAAAUAGCAGAUUUAGAUAAUGAAGUUAUCAAAUCCGCAUGGAUUUCUGCCUAUAGAAAUUUGAGUGGCGUCGUGCCAGGUGAAUUAAUGAUGUUACAUGCCGAGCUGUUAAAAUUCAAAUUGUUAGAUCAAAAAUACAAACAUCACAAAAUAGACAUUUUAUAUACUAUGUACAACAUGGGCAACAAUCUUGAAUUCAAAAUUGUGAAUGACUACAAGCACCUGGAUAACUAUGUCAAGAUCAUCACAUCUUUCUCAUUUGAAUGUGUGAAUCAGGGUCUAUUUAGCUAUGAAUCCGCUAGUGAUAUUAUUGAGGAGCAGAGGAUUAUCGCAAAUACUGUUAGGAAUCUUGUAGAUAAGAACUUUUCCAACCUACAAACUCACCUGGAAUGGCCUAGGAUUUAUGCACUGUUUAGCCAAGGCAUAGUACCAUUGAUAAGCCACCCCUCAAUGGAUAUUGCAAUUAUAGGUAUGGAUGCAUGCAAUGUGUAUAUUAGGAGAUUGUAUUCGGGAAAGUAUACACUUGGUCCGGAAGAUGUUAGUCAUUUUGUAGCGGCAAUUUACCUUAGGAUACUAAGGUUUGCCAAUCCAGCAGUUACAAUUGAUUCCAAAAUUGUUAGUUUGCUUGAUAACUUCGUGCAAUUGAUGUAUAAACAGCUUCUUGGUAUUAAAAUUGGUGAUUGGAGUAGCCUAGUGUCUAACAACUAUCAGUUAAAUGACACGAUGGUUACUAUUGGCAGUGUGGGCGAAGAUCCCGUUUACAGUGAUUUUAACGCAAAAUUCGCCAUUUUGCGCUCUAAAAGCUCGUCUUGUCUAGUCACCCUAGCAAAUGUUAACCCUCAUUUACUUAAUCACUCAAUUAAGACAUUGGUAGAAAUUGCUAAGUUGGCGUUCACUUCCCAGGCAUUCACUGAUGAUUUUAAUUUCAAACUAGAUCCAGGGAAUCAAAAGGCGAUUACUUGGCUUGUACCCAAGUAUAUAAUUUACGAGGCAAUUUGUCAUGUUUUUGAAUCUCUUAUAUCCAGAGUAUCAUUUGAUUGCAACAGCGCUAACGAGUGGGUUGCAUUCGCUAAGAUCUUUUAUUGCGAAAUGCUUAGGGUUGAUUUCAAAUCAUCCAGCUCUGGUGUUGUGGUUACACUGCUAGAAAAUAGGAAAUUGGAAUUCAUCAGCAACACUGCUAAUUAUUUGCUGUACCAAACGGUGUCAAUUGAGGAAGUGCUUGACUAUCUUUUUUCAUUAAUAAGCGAUAUUAGUGAACCUAAAAUUGUGUCUAUUGGUAACCAAAAAUCUCCUAGCAAAAUCGCAGCCAAUGCGUUAACCACUGUAUGUAAGACUUGCAGUGAUAUUAUCCCAAACCUUAUCCAACUGAUUGUGGACAAAUUGACCAAUUUGUUGCAGGUUCCUCAAUUGAAUCAAAACUUCAUAGCAGAAACACUGAUAUUGUCUAUAUCUUGUUUGAAAAAUCCCAGCGCCAAGAGACCAUUAGUGGAAUCUAUUAUCUCGCCACAAAUUGCAAAAUUCGUUUCGUUUAAGCACUUUAUGUCUGAUUGUGAUACAAUGCUCACUGCUUUAUUUGGUACUAAUCCAACAAGUAAUUCGGGUAGAUUGCUAGUGAAAGCGGUACCGGAAUUCAAAGAUACAUUGAAAAGAGGAUUGAUUCAGAUUACAGGCAUGCUCAAACGCAUGGAUUUGCAGGAAAUGGCUAUCCUUAAUUGUAUUAAUCAGAUGCUACCAAUAAUGAGCGACCUGAUGUUUUCAUUCGUCAACAUAUGGAAUCCCCAAAAUAUUGAACAGAGCACUUGGGAAUGGAGGAAGCCUCUACUAUGUCCUGGAGUUGAAGAAUUGGAGACUUUUCAGUGGUUUUCAUCAGCUGUGUCCGCAACACAAAUUGUAAAGUUGUUAUUCCCUUGCGGCGAUUUGCCUCCCGAUUUUGUUUUAUCUGCUAGGCAUGAUUUGUUUAGCAUUCGCUCAUCAUUGUUCAAGCUAUUAGGAACUUGUUCGCCCCUUUAUACCGCCGAAUCACUUGAUAAAUUUAAGUCCAUAAUUGCCAUGUCCUACAAGUGGAUGCCGUUUUCACAGCAAUCAAUGAUGUUGAGGCAUUUUAUAUUACCCUUGUUUUCAGAUGAUGUUCUGUACCAUUUAUACAUGUGUGGCAGGAUUUCAUUCCUUGAACCCUUUGGUUCUAUUAUUUUCCAGGUUGAAAAAUUGAACAGUGAAUGGCUCAGUCUUAGACAUCUAAAGCGAUAUUUGGAAAAUGCAAAUGAUAGUUCGGGCGUUUCCAGGGAAAAGUACAUCAAUCUGUACUAUAUGAGAGUUCAUGCAUGUAUCGAAAAUUGCUCAUUGAUGUUAUCAAUAAUAAACGCCUCAACAAAGUGGCCCAAGGAUGUCGAUGGUAAUUAUGUGUCUUUUAAGAAAAAGAUUUUUGAGUCUAUUGGUAAUAAUAUUAUCCAAAUAUUAAUAAAUAGUUUGUUAUGGCCUCAUGUUGAUACAAUACUUGAGGGAUUGAGACUCAUACGUCAAUAUUUAAAGGCUUCCAUGAGCAUCUCCGAGAUGUUUCAAGAAACUAAGGCGCAAUUCCAGUACAACGGUAUUGAAAUUGCGAAAGCAUUGUUUAACAUAAUGUUCACACCUCGCGACUUCGAUCCUUUGCAUUUAGGGAUUUCAAAUGAAGAAAAUGUCAAUACAGAGUUUAAACAUUUCUUCUCGUUGAAACAGAAAGGAGAUGGACGUUGCUUUAUUCAGGCUUUCACACUCACAAUUUUUACCAUCUAUGAUAUCCUCUUUAAGAUAACUCCCUCUACAGCAACACAACAAUUAAUACACUCGUUGCAAGGCUUGUUGUGUAACGCCGAUAAUGCUAUAUUUACGACCGAAGAGUGUGACGAAUUUUUGCACUUGAUUUCUGAGCAAAAGUCAAUCGAGGCCAAGUCUAUGUUGAGGGUGAAUGUUAAAAUCGCAGUUGAAAUUAAGCGAGGUGAAUUUGGCCACAAGAUGUCUAUUCAACAUAAAAAAAUAUCUGAUAAUGAUCGAUGGAAGUGUAAUAGUAUCUUUGAUCCAAAAGUUCCAGAAUACGACACUAGUCUAGAGGGAGAGGAAUCAUUCUUGGGUGAAUCCAUUCUGUCGCUACUUUUGGAGUAA
Messenger RNA from Babesia microti strain RI, 3816 nucleotides. RefSeq lists its product as hypothetical. NCBI's taxonomy places the organism in Eukaryota, Apicomplexa, Aconoidasida, Piroplasmida, Babesiidae. The record is from RefSeq and is a predicted model, not a curated record. Bases 1 to 3816 code for a protein of 1271 amino acids. The transcript is spliced from 5 exons.